UCUUCUUAUGUGAUGCCAUGUGAUUUUGGGUGGCAUCUCUCGAACGAAGUGUCUCGUAUCAUAAAUUACCCUUUUGGAUUUGCUAAUUUCCCACUCUUUUCUGCAUCAUUUUUCGUUUCCCCCUCUUUUUAUUAAAAAUCCACACCUACAUUCUCACAAUAUAAAAAUCCAAUCUUCACAUUCAAUCAAUCUUGCACACACAGUAAAUUGUCAAGAAAACCCCUGAUUUAGUCCUUCUGUAGCCAUGAAUGCAGGUUUGACUUUGUGGGUAUGAAGUGAAAAGAGUUCAAUCAUGCUAAUCAUUCAAGAUUUUGAUUUUCAGUAAAAGGGUAUGUGUAAUUUUGUUCUUUUGUGUACUGUGAUUAUGUAACUAAACAGUCAUUCUAUGGAGACAAGAUUGUCUAUCCUGUUGUUGGGUUUGUUUCUACUGAAUUUUUUUGUGCACACCAAGUGUUUGACAAAAGUCCUGUGAGAGUCAUCAUUGUAUAUUUUGUGAAACUACCAGCUAAAGGUUUGUUCAUUUAGUUAUUGUGAUGCGAGUGAGACCAAAAUGAGAGCUUCAAGUAGUGUAGGCCUUGGUUUGAGUCUUGUUUUCGGGUGUCUUUUGCUAGCACUUGUGGCUGAGCUUUACUACUUAUUAUGGUGGAAGAAAACAGUUAGUAACAGAGAAAUGAUCCAACAAAGUUACAGUAGUCCAGCAAGAGAGUUCCUCUACAUGUUCUGUUGGAAAAAGCCCUCAUCUUUGACCUCAACAGGUCUAACAACAGACACACAAGUUCAUGAACCACAAAUAGCAACUCAUGUUGUUAACCAUCAUCCAAAUGUUGACAUAUGGUUCAGACCAUUUGGUCAAGAACAAGAAGUUAAUGACACUGUUGUUGAUUCAGAGGAACUGAGGCUGCAAAACCAAUGUGUCCCACCAAGGUUUUUAUUCACCAUUAAAGAAGAAACAAAAGAGGAUCUUGAAUCAGAAGAUGUGAGUAAAAUAGGGUCAAGAAGAAUGAGUGAUGUGAUUUCAUUGGAUACUCCAUUUUUUACUCCACUUGCUUCACCACCAUACUUCACUCCACCUAUAACUCCUGGAGAUUAUUCGUACAGAACUUUCAGCCCGUUGUUUCAGUCGUCAACCGAUUCGGAGUUUAAUAGAUUACGCGCUUCACCGCCUCCUAAGUUCAAGUUCUUGAGGGAUGCUGAGGAUAAACUUCAAAGAAAAAUGAUGAAAACAUUUGAAGAUGAUGAUGAUGUCAUCAAGGAUGAAGAAAAUGAUUCUUUUAUCACAUUAACUGUCUCCAAAGGGAGAGAUGGUUAACAUUUCAUAAUCUUUUCUAUUCAAGCUCUCAACAGCUGAAUGUAUACGUGUGUGGAAAGUGCAUACGUUAGUGGCGCAUUGCGCACAUAUGAUUCUUAGCCAUGGGAUUUGCUACGCGGAAGAAAGUAGACACAUGUGAUUAACCUGUUAUAUGACUAUAGAUAUAGAUGUAUAAUACAACCGGAGCUUCUAUCUUAAAUUUCUCGGUUUAAGCUGUUAUCUAAUUAUGUUGAAAUCAAGCUUUUGUACAAAUGUAUGAUACUUUGUAUUCGAACAAGAUAUUUGUGAUAUAUGUAUAUAUUUUUAUUAUA
This is a messenger RNA of Helianthus annuus (common sunflower), 1620 nucleotides long. RefSeq lists its product as uncharacterized. Bases 551 to 1309 code for a protein of 252 amino acids. The transcript is spliced from 2 exons. Lineage: Eukaryota; Viridiplantae; Streptophyta; Magnoliopsida; Asterales; Asteraceae. The record is from RefSeq and is a predicted model, not a curated record.